UGGUUUCGGAAAACGCCGGUCAUCCACUAUCUCCAGCAUCGUUCGAACGUCUUUUUUUCACACCGGUUCACACGGUAUCAUGAAGUUGCUCGCGGUCGUGUUCCUGGCGGCGGUCGUCGCCGUCAACGGUCAAACGCUAGAGGAUUGCCUGCAAAGCGACAGCAUAUCCUGCGUGCAGAAGAGCCUGUACAGGAAGGCGAAGGAGUUCUUUGACAAGGACAACCUGGAACUGUUCAGUGGUGUUAGUCUGGUGAAGGACAGUCAGGGCCGAAGCUCCAGAACUGGCAAGGAUUUGGUUUACGAUCAGGAGAUCAAUGCUGCGAAUAACGUUGCUGACAGACAGAGCGCUCUGGAGAAUUUCGUGAGCGACGAAGCCGGUGAAUUCCUUAGUGGACGUAGUCUCAGGAUCAAUCUGGCUCCCACUUUCGAGAGGAUCGGACAGUCGGCGAGAGCCAUCAGCGAUUCUGCGCCGGAAGAGGUGCGCCAGGCAGUCAAUGAAGUCGUUGAAGGCCGAGGAAAGAAAAAGAUCCUAAAAUCGAUCCUGCCUCUCCUAAUCGCCGCGAAAGUGAAGAUCGGAGCCCUGGCAACCCUCGCGUACUUCGCGAUCGGCCUCCUAGCGAAGAAAGCGAUCAUCGCCUCCCUGAUUUCUCUGGCGAUUUCCGCGUUCAUCGGGCUGAAAGCUUUGUGGUCGAAGCACAAUUACCACGAGGUGACUCCGUACAACGGUGGAUGGAACGGAGCUCCAGCUAGCGGGGGUUGGUCCGGGCCUGUCGGUGGCGGUGGUUGGUCCUCCGGCUCCUCGUGGGACGACGGUCACGGCUACGCGCAGAGUCAAGCGUACUCCGGCUACCAUCAUUAACCCCCUUAGUUAUUCUUCAUCUUCAUUCUCUCGUCUUCCUCUCACCGAUGUAUUUAUUGUUUAUUUAUCCUGUGUUUAAUAGUAAGCGGACCGACCGGUCCCCGUGUAAAUAUAUAAUUAAUCGUUACGCGUGUGGAAACGCAGAGGCUAGCCUCGAGUCGGCUACAUUUACACCAGAUUAUUUACCACGAAGCUGAACAUCUAGUCCAGUACGAUUUAGAUGAACUCUGUUCCGAAGUGC
Messenger RNA from Megachile rotundata (alfalfa leafcutting bee), 1100 nucleotides. It is a transcript of the gene Osi6, whose product is annotated as DUF1676 domain-containing protein Osi6. Gene Ontology annotation, cellular component: membrane. Lineage: Eukaryota; Metazoa; Arthropoda; Insecta; Hymenoptera; Megachilidae. The record is from RefSeq and is a predicted model, not a curated record.